This is a messenger RNA of Leptopilina boulardi, 577 nucleotides long. RefSeq lists its product as uncharacterized. Lineage: Eukaryota; Metazoa; Arthropoda; Insecta; Hymenoptera; Figitidae. The record is from RefSeq and is a predicted model, not a curated record. The transcript is spliced from 2 exons. Bases 20 to 577 code for a protein of 185 amino acids.
UAAAGAUUUAGUUUUCAAUAUGGAGUGUCAUUCAAAUCCAGAAGUUGUUGAAAUCGAUGCUUUCGAUGAAAGUGAAAUCACAAAAUCUUGCACUGAUCAAAGACAUCUUCGUGUCAAACCAAUUAGAAUUAUACAACUUAUUUUUUCAAGUCUUUUGCUAGGAUUGACUAUUGGUUUGACACAUCCAAAUCACUGGGUUCUCGAUUAUGGAAAUUUAACCCUUUUGGGAAUUGUAAAUUUUAGUUUUUUCGUAAUUGAAAUUGUCGAUGCUGUCAGUCAAUUUGGAAAUGAUCCCAUACCAGAUACUCCGGUAAUAAAAUUUUCAGUCACUUUGAAUUAUUUCAUAAACUAUAAAUAUAUGCAAGAAGAACAAUCAGAAUUUUUUAUAUUUCAGAUGUUUGUUUUUGGAUCGUGUGGAGUGAUUUUAUUUUUAAUCGCGUGUGGCGGAAGUACAGCAACAUUUGCAAAAUCUCCAAAAAAUUCUUCAAGUUUACUUUUAGCUAUAGGAAUUAUUAGCUUUUUCAACGCUCUAUUACAUUUACUUGACGUUGUCCUUAUUUUUCUUUUUGGCUAUUAA